This is a messenger RNA of Rhodamnia argentea, 1762 nucleotides long. Its product is annotated as polypyrimidine tract-binding protein homolog 3. The record is from RefSeq and is a predicted model, not a curated record. Lineage: Eukaryota; Viridiplantae; Streptophyta; Magnoliopsida; Myrtales; Myrtaceae. Gene Ontology annotation, biological process: mRNA processing; regulation of RNA splicing. Bases 252 to 1595 code for a protein of 447 amino acids. The transcript is spliced from 15 exons. Gene Ontology annotation, molecular function: mRNA binding. Gene Ontology annotation, cellular component: nucleus.
UAAUCUAUCUAGGGCAAGAAGAAGACAAAAUUUCAGGCUUUUCAGGUCCAUCGUAUCGUCCAGCUCCCAACUCCAGAACAUCGGGCCCUCGUUCCGUUUCGCUCCUCCUCCUGCUCCAUUCAUAACGACGAUGAACAUCCCAAACAGUCGAUCCAUUCACUCUCGACUCUGACUCUGUUCACCCCUCUCUCUCUCUCUCUCUCUCUCAGAGGCAAGUCCUCUUCUUGUUCUCUCUUCCAGGUUUGCUGAAAAUGACUGAGCCAUCCAAGGUGAUUCACGUCCGCAACGUUGGGCAUGAAAUUUCAGAGAAUGAUCUGCUUCAACUAUUUCAGCCAUUUGGAGUCAUCACGAAGCUUGUAAUGCUCCGUGCAAAGAAUCAGGCUCUUCUCCAAAUGCAAGAUAUACCUUCUGCAAUUAAUGCCUUGCAGUUCUACACAAAUGUUCAGCCAAGUAUUAGGGGUAGGAAUGUAUAUGUCCAAUUCUCAUCACAUCAAGAGCUUACCACAGUGGAUCAGAAUGCUCAAGGGAGAGGAGAUGAGCCCAAUCGGAUUCUACUGGUUACCAUUCACCACAUGCUGUAUCCUAUAACAGUAGAGGUGCUGCAUCAAGUGUUUUCUCCUUAUGGAUUUGUGGAGAAGAUUGUGACUUUUCAAAAAUCAGCCGGAUUUCAAGCUCUUAUUCAAUACCAAUCACGCCAGAGUGCAAUUUCAGCAAGAACUUCUCUUCAGGGACGUAAUAUCUAUGAUGGUUGCUGUCAGCUGGACAUUCAGUUUUCAAACCUUGAUGAGCUACAAGUGAACUACAAUAAUGAGCGGUCAAGGGAUUUUACAAACCCGAAUUUGCCUUCUGAACAGAAAGGUAGAUCAUCACAGCCUGGGUAUGGGGAUGCUGGAAGCAUGUAUGCCCUCCAAGCUGGUGGAGCACGGGCAGGUGUUCCAGUUGCAUUUCCUCAGAUGGGUAAUUCUGCUGCAAUAGCAGCUGCCUUUGGAGGAGGUUUGCCUCCUGGAAUAAGUGGAACUAAUGACAGGUGUACCGUUCUUGUCUCUAAUUUAAAUCCUGAUAAAAUAGAUGAGGAUAAGCUUUUCAAUUUGUUCUCUCUAUAUGGAAACAUUUUGAGGAUCAAGCUCCUGCGGAAUAAACCAGACCAUGCACUUGUUGAGAUGGGCGAUGGAUUUCAGGCUGAGUUGGCUGUACACUUUUUGAAGGGAGCUGCGCUUUUUGGGAAGCGGUUGGAGGUCAACUUCUCCAAGCAUCCAAGCAUAACUCAAGGCGCUGACACGCAUGACUACAUGAACUCAAAUCUUAACCGCUUCAACCGUAAUGCUGCAAAGAACUACCGCUACUGUUGCUCACCAACCAAGAUGAUCCAUCUCUCUAGUCUCCCUCAGGAUGCGACAGAGGAGGAGAUAGCAAAACAUCUGGAGGAACAUGGCCCUAUCGUAAACACAAAGGUUUUCGAGAUGAACGGCAAAAAGCAGGCCCUGGUUCUCUUCGAGAACGAGGAACAAGCCACUGAAGCCCUAGUGUGUAAGCACGCUAGCUCUUUGGCUGGGUCGGUAAUCCGGAUUUCUUUCUCCCAGUUGCAGGAGAUUUAGGUCGCUGUAUGGUCGGAGGCAUGGCAUGGUAAAACCUUUUUGCUCAAAUAGUGGGAGUUAGGACCCAUUUUUUUUUUUUUCUAUUUAUGUGAGCGGCCGUCUUCUAAGUCUCAACUUUUGAUGUAGAUUUUGAUUGCUUCAUAAUCAACGACGCCCUCUACUUUUCU